AUGAUGUAUUUCAAGAUCUUGAGAAUCAGCCUGGUGAUCCUGGCUGGGUGGGUGUUCAGCACUGGCAGCUCUGAGCUGGAUAGGACACCCAAGAAACCCUUGGCUCCCAGGUCAAGCCCGAAGCAGGUGCAGUUGGAAGGAGAACGUUGUUGGUUGGGGACUACACCUCAAAGACCCAGAUUUGCUCCUCAGCAUCACCCCUUUGGGGUCUAUCCCAGAAGACAUGGAAAUCAUCUGAGGCCCUACCCAGCCAGGGAACAGAAAACCCAUCAGGCAGAAUACAGUACACCAGUGACCCAGGGCCGGGCUGGCAGCCUUGCUCCCCAAGAUCCGACUGACAGACCAGCAAGAGCCAGGAGCGAGGCUGAACAGCCUGCUGACCUGUGGGUACAAGAAGGUCCCAUUGGACAGGCGGAGCUGCUGACAGAUGAUGGCACUCAUCUGGACAACAGAGGAUUCCAGGUGACUCUAGGUGAGCUUGAGACAGGGGGAGGCUCGGCCUCAGCUGCCUCCCUUCCCACCACCUUUACACCCCUGGAGGAAGCCCAAGCAGAGACACAAAAGCAGGACUCCCCCAUGUCCCCACAGCCUCACCAAGUAACCAAGAGGCAGGUAGAGCAGGGACCCGAAGAACCCCACGUGGCUCCUCCACGCUUCCACCUGUGGCCUAAGCACCUCUUUAGGUAUGGGGUUCGAAACCAUCCCCUGAAGGACAGCAUCCAAAACGGUGGCAGGAGCCCCGGCAGGGAAGAGGACACCUCUAACCCCCAAGGAGGACUGCCUGUCUUGUACUUCUCUGGGAGGCGGGAGCGGCUGCUACUGCAACCAGAAGUCCUGGCUGAGAGUCCUCGGGAGGCGUUCACUGUGGAAGUGUGGGUGAGGCCCGAGGGAGGCCAGAGCAACCCAGCCAUCAUCGCAGGUGUGUUUGAUAACUGCUCCCACACCAUCACUGACAAGGGCUGGGCGCUGGGGAUCCGCACGGGCAAAGAGAGGGGAAGGAGAGACCCUCGCUUCUUCUUCUCCCUCCGAACCGACCGUGUGAAGAAAGCGACCCUUGUGACGGGCCACAGUCACUACCAGCCGGGCAUGUGGACACACGUGGCCGCCACGUACGACGGGCAGCGCAUGGUCCUGUACGUGGACGGCGCGCAGGUGGCCAGCAGGACGGGGCAGUCUGGUCCUCUGCACAGCCCCUUCAUGGCAUCCUGUCGCUCUUUGCUCCUGGGUGGCGACACCUCGGAGAGCGGGCAUUAUUUCCGUGGUCAUCUGGGCACGCUGAUCAUUUGGUCCACCGCGCUCUCACAGAGCCAACUGCAAUCUUCCAGCCAGGCGGGGGACGUGGGCGCCCUCCUGCUGACCGCCACGUUCGAGCUCCUGAAGGAGCAAUGGGUCCCCUUCAAGGACGAGACAUACCCUCAGCUGGAGGUGCUCAAGGCCUGGGAGGAGCCCCAGCCCGAGGUUCUGUCACCCUUGCAUCCCCCGCCCUGCGGGCAGACCGUCUGCGACAACGUGGAGCUGAUCUCCCAGUACAACGAGCACUGGCCCCUCCGCGGGGAGAAGGUGAUCCGCUACCAGGUGGUGAACGUGUGCGACGACGCGGGGCUGCGCCCCACGGUGAGCGAGGAGCAGAUCAGCCGGCAGCACGCGGCGCUGGCGCACGCCUUCGCGCGCUACAACAUCAGCUGGCAGCUGAGCGUGCACCGCGUCCACAACUCCACCCUGCGGCACCGGGUGGUGCUGGUGAACUGUGAGCCCAGCAAGAUCGGCAACGACCACUGCGACCCCGAAUGUGAGCACCCUCUCACGGGCUACGACGGGGGGGACUGCCGCCUGCAGGGCCGCUGCUAUUCCUGGAACCGAAGGGACUCGGUGUGUCACCCCGAGUGCAACAACAUCCUGAACGACUUCGACGGCGGGGACUGCUGUAACCCCCGCGUGACGGACGUGCGCAAGACUUGCUUUGACCCGGACUCACCCCUGAGGGUAUAUAUGAGCAUGAAGGAGCUAAAGGAGACCCUGAAGCUCAACAGUACUCAUUUCCUCAACAUCUACUUUGCCAGCUCAGUGCGGGAAGACCUGGCAGGUGCAGCCACCUGGCCUUGGGACAAGGAAGCUCUCGGCCACCUUGGUGGUAUUGUCCUCAAUCCCACAUACUAUGGCAUGCCUGGCCACACCGACAUCAUGAUCCAUGAAAUAGGACAUGUCCUGGGACUCUACCAUGUCUUCAAGGGGGUCAGUGAAAGAGAAUCCUGUGAUGACCCUUGCAUGGAGACAGUGCCAUCCAUGGAAACAGGGGACCUCUGUGCCGACACGGUCCCCACUCCCAAGAGUAAGCUGUGCAGGGACCCAGACCCGGCCAAUGACACCUGUGGCCUCGCCCACUUCCCAGGAGCUCCCUUCAACAACUACAUGAGCUACACAGAUGAUGACUGUACUGACAGCUUCACCCCCAACCAAGUGGCCCGCAUGCACUGCUAUUUGGACCUUGUAUACCAGCAAUGGAGUCAAAGCAGAAAGCCCACCCCCAUUCCCAUCCCACCCAUGGUCAUUGGGCAGACCCAGAAGUCCCUCACGAUCCAUUGGCUGCCUCCUAUUGGUGGAGUUAUAUAUGACAGGACCCCGGGCAGCAUGUGUGAUGCUUGCACUGAAGAUGGGACGUUCCGUCAGUAUGUCUACAAGGCAUCCUCGCAGAGAGUGUGUGACUCUUCGGGUUACUGGACCCCAGAGGAGGCUGUUGGGCCUCCCGAUGUGCAUCAGCCUUGUGAGCCGAGCCUACAGGCCUGGAGUCCUGAGCUUCACCUGUACAACACGAACAUGACGGUGCCCUGCCCCCCAGAAGGCUGUAGCUUGGAGCUGCUCUUCCAAUACCCCGUGCAAGCCGACACAUUCACCCUGUGGAUCACUUACCUCUCCGUGAAUUCCUCCGUAGCCCUCCUGGACACAGAGAUCUUGCUGGAAAACCAGGAGUCUGUGCACCUGGGCCCUUAUCACACUUUCUGUGACACGCCGCUCACCAUCAAAUUGCCCACGGAAGGGAAAGUCUUGGGAGUGAAAGUGUACACCUUGGAUGAGCGGAUGGAGAUUGAUGCGGCGCUGCUGACCUCGCUGCCCGGCAGUGCCCUGUGCUCUGGCUGUCAGCCUGUGAGGUACCAGGUUCUGCGAGAUCCGCCCUUUGCCAGCGGCUCGCCAGUGCUGAUGACACAUCCUUACAGGACCUUCACGGACAGGGAGGUCACGCCUGGGCAGAUGUAUGAGUACCAAGUCCAAGCUGAAGCUGGAGGAGAACUGGGAGAAGCUUCACCUCCCCUAAGCCACAUCCAUGGAGAUCCCUACUGUGGAGAUGGGAAGGUCACAGGAAGCCUGGGAGAAGAGUGUGAUGGCGGAGACCUGUUGAACGGAGACGGAUGCUCAAGGGCAUGUAAACUAGAGGAAGGUUUCAACUGUGUAGGGGAGCCAAGCCUCUGCUACAGGUAUGAAGGAGAUGGAAUCUGUGAGCCCUUUGAGAAGGAAACCAGCAUUGUAGACUGUGGCUUCCACACGCCUGAAGGGUAUUUGGAUCAGUGGGCCACCCAGGCUUACUCAUCUCAUGAAGACAAGAAAUACCCCGUUGCCUUGGUAAGAGGAGAACCUCAUUCCAUGAUUUGCACAUCAUACCAUCCAGAUUUACCCAAGCACCUGCCCCUAACUGGCUGGUUCCCCCAUGUUACCAGUGGAAAAAGACCGCAUGAUAAAGAGAGUGAGCAGAUGGAGGCUAGCCUGGAAAAGAAUGAUGAGAUAUGGCUUGAAGUGUGUUUCAGUAGGCCAGGACUUGCCACAGCAGUUUUUAUUUUCUUGGCAUCUGAUGGCCUGGCCCUUGGGGAGCAUCAGCGGCCAACAGUGACCCUUUACCUGAUUGAUGUCAAUGGAGGAAACCACUCUCUUGGAACCCAUGAACUGUCCUGCCAGCACAAUCCACUGGUUAUUAAUGUGACCCAUCAUGCAAAUACCCUCUUCAACCAAACCACCUCCAUGUUGCUAAAUUUCUCAUCCCCAUUGGUGGGCAUCUCAGCAGUGGCUCUGAGGACAGUAGAGGGUAUCAGUCCUUCAGCUCCCAUUGACUGCAUUUCAGAGCAAGAUCAUCUGGAACAGAGCUGUGCCCAUCGGCUUUGUGGGGACCAGCGCAGCUGUGCACCCAUGCUGUUUGAGAACACAGAAAAGGUGAACUGUUCUUCUAGCAGCCCUGGUCACCUGGAGUGUGCUAUUACCUGUCAAAAGGGGUUUGUCCUACAGACCAGCAGGGGGCAACAGCUCAGGCCUAUGCAGAAGGAGAUUGUGCUCACCUGUUUCUCCGGGCACUGGGACCAGAAUGUGAGCUGCGUUCCCCUGGACUGUGGCAUCCCUGACUCAUCCUUGGUGAACUUUGCGAACUUCUCCUGCUCCGAAGGCACUGAAUAUCUGAAACGCUGUUCCAUCUCCUGUAUCCCACCAGCCAAGCUCCGAGGACUGAAUCCAUGGCUGACCUGUCUUGAAGAUGGGCUCUGGUCUCUCCCUGAAGUCUACUGCAAAUUGGAAUGCGAUGCUCCCCCCGUGAUACCAAAUGCCAACUUGCUUCUGCCUCGCUGUCUCAGGGACAACCAGGAUGUGGGUACCAUCUGCAAAUAUGAAUGCAAACCUGGCUACUACGUGUUGGAAAGUGCAGAGAGUCAAGUCAAGAAUAAGUUCCUGAAUAUACAGUGCCUGGAAAGUGGAAUCUGGAAUCAAGGCAGUUGCAGCCCUGUGGUGUGUGAGCCUCUAUCACCUGUUUUCGAAGGCAUGUAUGAAUGUACCAAUGGCUUCAAUCUGGACAGUCAGUGUGUACUCCACUGCACCCAGGAAAGCGAAAGGAUUCCUAUCCUCUGCAAUAAGGAUGGAAAAUGGACUCAGGAGUUCAAGUUGUGUGCAAAUCUGCAAGGGGAGUGCCCACCACCACCCUCAGAGCUGAAUUUUGUGGAAUACAAAUGCGAAGAAGGAUAUGGAAUUGGUGCAGUGUGUUUCCCAUCCUGUGUAAUGCCUGCUAGAGAUCCCGUGACCCUGCCCAAGAACGUCACUGUUGACACGAUGGAACACUGGGUGGAAGCGGCCACAGUUGAGAGCAUUGUGUGCACUGGUCGACGUCAAUGGUACCCAGACCCCUCCCUGGUCCACUGCAUCCAGUCAUGUGAGCCUUUUCAAGCAGAUGGUUGGUGUGACACUAUCAACAACCGUGCCUACUGCCACUAUGAUGGAGGUGACUGCUGCUCUUCCACACUCUCCUCCAAGAAGGUCAUUCCAUUUGCUGCUAACUGUGACCAGGAUGAAUGCACCUGCCGAGACCCCAAGGCGGAAGAAAAUCAGUAAUUGUGGGAUCAAGCUCCUACCUCCUCUACCCUGGAGGCAGCCAGAGAGAGGAAACAAGGGGCAAAUGAAGAAGAGAGGCCAUGUAGUGGAGGCAGAUUAUAAGAUGGCUGGUUUAGAAACAGAGGAGGAUGCUUAUAGGUGCCAACUAAUAUAUUGAGUAGCCUGAGUAGUGAAGAAUUAUAAACCAAACUUUCUUUGAAAUAUCAGUUGGCUAAAAAUGGAAGGAGAAAUAUAAUAAACAGCACCCUCCUCCCCCAUCUCUAUUCUACCCAACCUUAUCCUCAACUUUUGACCUACUCCCCAAUUUGCACCCUGUCAUCUGCUCAGCCCCACCCAAUGUGUAGAUCCAUAUCAAAACAUCAGAAGAGAAGUUUCGAGGACACUUUGUUAAUACUGGUAUCAAACUGAUUAACAUCUUUUAGGGUCUGUCUACUCUAAACUGGCCCUUGCCCUUUCU
Molecule: messenger RNA, 5812 nt
Organism: Dipodomys ordii (Ord's kangaroo rat)
Lineage: Eukaryota; Metazoa; Chordata; Mammalia; Rodentia; Heteromyidae
Gene: Pappa2
Product: pappalysin 2
Exons: 23
Coding region: 1-5355 (1784 amino acids)
Molecular function (GO): metallopeptidase activity
Source: RefSeq, a predicted model, not a curated record